This is a messenger RNA of Corylus avellana, 1293 nucleotides long. RefSeq names its product KH domain-containing protein SPIN1. Gene Ontology annotation, biological process: regulation of mRNA splicing, via spliceosome. Lineage: Eukaryota; Viridiplantae; Streptophyta; Magnoliopsida; Fagales; Betulaceae. The record is from RefSeq and is a predicted model, not a curated record. Gene Ontology annotation, molecular function: mRNA binding. Gene Ontology annotation, cellular component: nucleus.
UUUAGUCUUUAUUGUACUCCGUCUCUUCUUCCCCACCAUUUACUAUCUCAGGGUGGUUUUGGUUUGCUUCCCCAGACAGGCCUUUGGAGUUGCUGCACCUCCCCCAGCUUUUGCUUUCUUUCUCCUCUCUCCAAGCAAAGGUUUCUUUUUUUAGGUUUGUUGUGUGCGUAUAUUCUUGGUAAAAUUCAUGUCAGGUGGUUUAUACGCUCAAAGUUUCUCGCCCGCCAGAACUCUAUCUCCACGUAUAAGAAGCAACCCGGAUGUCGACAGUCAAUACUUGGCAGAGUUGUUAGCAGAGCACCAAAAACUUGGACCCUUCAUGCAAGUCCUUCCUAUCUGUAGCCGACUCUUGAAUCAAGAGAUAUUAAGGAUUUCUGGAAUGAUCCCCAAUCAUGGAUUUGGCGACUUCAACAGAGUGCAGCAUGGAAGCCCUAGCCCUAUGGCUUCAUUUGAUAUAAUGCAAAAUUCUAGAGGAACCGGUUCCAGUGGUUGGAAUGGCCUGCCACACGAAAGAGUAGGAGGACUACAAGGGAUGAAUAUGGGUUGGCAAGCAGCACCAGCAAGCCCAAGUUCCUAUAUUGUAAAGAGAGUUUUGCGCUUGGACAUUCCUGCGGAUAGCUAUCCGAAUUUCAACUUUGUUGGCCGGCUGCUGGGCCCUAGAGGCAAUUCACUAAAGCGGGUGGAAGCUUUUACAGGUUGCCGUGUGUUUAUUCGAGGAAAAGGUUCAAUAAAAGACCCAGACAAGGAGGAGUCGUUAAGGGGAAGACCAGGUUUUGAGCAUCUGAAUGAUCCACUGCACAUUUUAAUUGAGGCUGAAUUACCUCCCAAUGUAAUUGAUAUACGGUUGAGACAAGCACAAGAUAUUUUAGAAGAACUUCUCAAACCUGUGGAUGAAUCACAGGAUUUCUAUAAGACCCAACAAUUGAGGGAACUGGCUGUGCUAAAUUCUAAUUUUAGAGAAGAGAGCCCUCAACUGAGUGGUAGCAUCUCUCCUUUCACCUCCAGUGGAAUGAAACGGGCCAAAACUGGUCAAUAGUGAAUUAUUUAGUUUAACCUCCCUCCUAUUCUUCUCGAUUCAUGGCCCUUGUUGUGUCUCACUUCUGUAUGGCACAAAGAACCUUUGCUGUCUGCUGAUAUCUCUGAAGCGUUAAGAUGGGUGUAUUUUUCAGUAACAUAAUCUUUAACAGGGGAGAUGGGAAAGAGAAAUUCUUUCAGCUUUUGUCUUGGGGGUUGUUUGCACUUGUAAUGUAUAACUUUAACGUUGACCGGUUUAUAUUUGACAAGUCUUGAAUA